Mesorhabditis spiculigera is the source of this 3174-nucleotide messenger RNA. Lineage: Eukaryota; Metazoa; Nematoda; Chromadorea; Rhabditida; Rhabditidae. The record is from the annotation of a GenBank genome assembly.
AUGCCAACAUGGCACCUGAAGCCCUUCUGCCGACGGCGGUUUAAAACUUUUCUAAUCUCAACAAUCGCGCUUUCGUUUCUGGGGCUUCUAAUACUUCACUCACAAUCUCAGAAAGAUUUUUAUCAAGCCAUUAGGAAUCAGCAAUUCUCGGGUGGCAUUUUGGAAGAGAGCGAGGAUGGGCCUCCAUAUUUAUUAGGAAGCCUGGAAACUCUGAAUUCUCCAGUAGAAACGAAGCAUGCGUUGUAUCAAUCAUUUGAGGAUGAGGUUAAAGCUGCAAACUAUCACACAAACGAUCUUUUCAACACCUUCCAAAGUGAUCAACAGCCAAAGGGGAAUCGCGCAGUCCCAACAAACUCCAAGGAAAAGCUAGAAGUCUUCUUGCUGCCGUUUACCCAUGUGGAUCCAGGCUGGCUGCGAACUUUCGAUAGUUACAGCCAGGAUACCGACAAUAUUCUGACAAAUAUGCACGAUUUUAUGAUACAAGACAAGAAUAAGGCCAUGCGUUUCCUUUGGGCAGAGUUUGUGUUUUUUGAAAGAUGGUGGGCAAAGCAGAAUGAGACGGUGAAAAAAGGCGUCAAAAAAUUGGUGACCGAGGGUCGCGUUGAAUUGGCUUCCGGGUCCUGGGUAAUGACGGACGAAGCUAAUGCGUAUUUUCCGGUUUCGGUUGAUAAUAUCGUUGAAGGCCAUCAAUACCUUCAGCAUGAGUUUGGCAAAGUCCCAUCGACAAUCUGGUCAAACGAUCCAUUUGGCUAUAGCCAUUCUGUGCCGUAUCUUUUUGCUAAAGCUGGGGUCAAGAGGAAUGUGAUCAACCGUAUUCACCAUCCGAUGAAGCGGUGGCUGCAGUCGCAGAAAGCUAUUCCUUUUCAUUGGCGGCAAUAUUUUGAUAAAGAUGGUAAUAGUGAUGUCUUAACUCAAAUUCUACCUUAUACUCACUACGAUAUAUUAAAUUCGUGCGGACCAGACUCGUCAGUCUGUUGCCAAUUUGACUUCCGCCGUAUGACCCAGUGGGGUUGUGGAGGGCCAAAACCUGAAAAUAUCGAUGGUAAUAAUGUUAAACAAAAAGCCGCGAUGUUUGUGGAACAAUUGAAGCGUAUGGCCCAAAUGUACGAAUCGAAUGUGCUGCUUGUGAUGCAUGGCGAUGAUUUCCGAUUUGAGCUUAUGAGUGAAUGGAAUCAACAACACGACAACUUUGUACCGCUUUUUGCUGAAAUUAAUAAGGGCAGUGAGGUGUCGAUAAAGUUUGGCACGUUCAAUGAUUACUUCACGGCUUUGGAAAAAUGGUACAAGGAUAAGAAGAAGUCACCGGCUAAAAUCUCCGGUGAUUUCUUCCCAUAUCAAUGCGCCAUGGGAUCUUGGUGGACGGGUUAUUUCACAACUAGACCGUUCUACAAGAAACAAGGAAGAUUACUACAUAGCCAAAUCCAUGCCGCGGAUGCACUAUUGGCCCUAAAAAGCCGAACCCUAUCGGUCGAUGAGAUCAAAGAAUACCAAAAGAUCCUAACAAAAUCGAGACGCGCACUCCUGCUCUUCCAACAUCACGACGCUAUUACGGGCACCAGUAAAAAAUCGGUGAUGAAAGAUUACUCUAUUCAGCUCCAUAAUGCUAUUAUUGCGGUGCAAGAUGUGAUGUCAAAACUGAAUUCAGGAUUUCAAGCGCUGGAGAAACCGAUGGAUUUUGACAAAAUUCCGGCGGGAGCCUUACUGAAGGUAUACACCGGGAAACCAAUAACGAUCUCGAUGUUUAACCAACUGCCCCAUCCUCGCGCGGAAGUUAUCACAUUGAAAGUGCACUCCGCAAAUGUUGUAGCGCUGCAAAACAAUACCAUCUUAAACUCGCAAAUCGAGCCGUUGGUGGUUGGAGGGGAUAUUAAAGCGGAGAACUAUACGAUGGCCAUCGAGGUCAUGCUCAGCCCAUUGGCUCGAAAUACUAUUUCGUUGUUCCUACGAAGUGAUCUGGCGGAAAGGGGCGUUUCCGCUCCAUCACCAAGUUUGGCAAAUGUGUUUCUGCCAAAAGCACACGAGGCUCUUGGAGUGAAGGUUCCAAAGGAGUUCAAAGUCAAAGAAGUCGAAGUCAAGGAUUUGACCCUAGAAAAUCACAGGAUAAAAACCAUGCAUCGAGAUGAUGGCAUGCUUAAGCACAACCUUGCGGCAUACACUGGAGCCCGUGGUGGUGCUUAUAUCAUGGCUUCCGGCGUGAAAGCUGCUUCGGAAUUACAACUUCCUGGCAACCGUGUCAUGCUCAUCAAGGGGCCAGUCCGAGAUGUCAUUCACAUACUGGCGAAUAGCGACGUACCGCAGCAAACCUAUGCCCUGAAUAAUUUGACUGGUUCCGCCGGUGAGAGGAUACACUGGAAAGUGCAUAUGGAUAUCACCAAGAAGAAAAAUUUUGAGCUGGCAACGCAGUUUACAGCGUCGUUAAGCCAAAAUACAACUUGGCAUUAUACGGAUAGUGUGGGAUUGCAGUUGAUUCGCCGAACUCCACACCAUGGUCACGAUGUGGGAUCUGAUUAUUAUCCAAUGCCUACAGCCGCUGUGAUGGACGAUCGCGUUUUGCGGUUGACCAUCGCUUCAAAUGUAGAACACGGGGCUAUGUUUCCGAGAAAUGGCAGUGUCGAAAUCAUGAUUGAUCGUAUGCUAAAUCAGGAUGACGGUAAAGGCCUGGGAAUCGAAGACGACGGCAUUCCAAACGAUAUGAAACCCACUGAAAUCGAUUUUACGAUACUAUUGGAGCAGGUCACAGAGAAAAAGAGGAAUGACCACCUAAGCUACAACUCACUAGGCAGUCACUUGUCAUUACUUUCACUACUCUACCCACCUGUCCUCCAGGCAAAUGCUGGAGAUUUAGAGGGCAAAUUGGCCACAAAUUCUUUACCUCAACUCGUGCUCCCCUGUGAGUAUCAGCUUGUUUCCCUUCGAUGGCUCUCCUCACCUUCUGAUGAUAUUUUGAUGAUCAUUCACCGUAAUGGAAUUGAUACUGGGACGGCAUCGAUGGUCCAUUGUAUCACCCAUGGAUUUAAGGGCAUCAUCCGUCAAUUCCUGCGUGACCUUGGCGCAAAAGUUGUUAUACGAACAAAUCUCAGUGGUGUUACAAUGUCUACCAAAGAGUUGCAAACCAUCGAUGCGCUCGAUCUCGAUGUGGCUGUCAUGGAUUUCUUGGUUCUCAAAAUUUCAAUC